Chiroxiphia lanceolata (lance-tailed manakin) is the source of this 4768-nucleotide messenger RNA. It is a transcript of the gene FAM20B, whose product is annotated as FAM20B glycosaminoglycan xylosylkinase. NCBI's taxonomy places the organism in Eukaryota, Metazoa, Chordata, Aves, Passeriformes, Pipridae. Gene Ontology annotation, cellular component: Golgi apparatus. The record is from RefSeq and is a predicted model, not a curated record. Gene Ontology annotation, molecular function: phosphotransferase activity, alcohol group as acceptor. The transcript is spliced from 9 exons. Gene Ontology annotation, biological process: protein phosphorylation. The coding region runs from base 230 to 1459 and encodes 409 amino acids.
CGGGCGGCGGGCGCGGUUCAGAGAGCAUCUACUGUCACUUGUGCAUCCCAUAUUCUCGUGACUCCUACGUAAAAGGGCACCAGGAGAUGCUUCAGUGGCGAGACCUCUUUGACAAUGCAAGUUAGGAAUGAAAUCCAUUAACUAACAUCCCCUUCCUCACCCUGAUCUCCAACAGACUUCCUGGAACGCUGGGAAGAAAAGGGUCAGGGGAGAAGGGUGGAAGGGCACCAUGAAGCUGAAGCAGCGGGUUGUGCUGUUGGCCAUCCUCCUCGUCAUCUUCAUCUUCACCAAGGUGUUCCUCAUCGACAACCUGGACACCUCGGCUGCCAACCGGGAGGACCAGCGCGCCUUCCAGCGCAUGAUGGCCGGGCUGCACGUGGAGCUGGACCCGCGGCUGGAGCACACGCUCCAGUCCCCCUGGGAGAUCGCGGCCCAGUGGGUGGUGCCCCGGGAGGUGUAUCCCGAGGAGACCCCCGAGCUGGGGGCUGUCAUGCACGCCAUGACCACAAAGAGAAUCAUCAAAGCCGACGUGGGAUACAAAGGGACGCAGCUGAAAGCUUUGCUAAUACUUGAAGGAGGGCAGAAGGUUGUCUUCAAACCCAAGAGAUAUGCCAGGGAUUAUGUAGUGGAAGGAGAGCCCUACGCUGGCUACGACAGGCACAACGCAGAAGUGGCAGCCUUUCACUUGGAUAGAAUCCUGGGGUUCCGACGGGCCCCGCUGGUGGUUGGCAGGUUUGUGAACCUCCGCACAGAGAUCAAACCAGUGGCCACGGAGCAGCUCCUGGGCACCUUCAUGACUGUGGGCAAUAACACCUGCUUCUAUGGGAAGUGCUACUACUGUCGGGAGACAGAGCCAGCGUGUGCAGACGGGGACAUCAUGGAGGGGUCGGUGACCCUGUGGCUGCCGGACGUGUGGCCUCUCCAGAAACACCGGCACCCCUGGGGCAGGACCUACCGGGAAGGCAAACUUGCCAGGUGGGAGUACGACGAGAGCUACUGUGAUGCUGUGAAGAAAACCUCCCCCUACGACUCGGGCCCUCGGCUCCUGGACAUCAUCGACACGGCCGUCUUCGACUAUCUGAUCGGGAAUGCCGACCGGCACCACUACGAGAGCUUCCAGGAUGAUGAGGGAGCCAGCAUGCUCAUCCUGCUGGACAAUGCCAAAAGCUUUGGAAACCCUGCCCUGGAUGAAAGAAGCAUCUUGGCUCCUCUUUAUCAGUGCUGCAUCAUCCGGGUUUCCACCUGGAACAGGCUGAAUUACCUGAAGAACGGGGUGCUGAAGUCUGCCUUAAAAACGGCCAUGUCGCAUGACCCCAUCUCCCCUGUGCUCUCCGACCCUCACCUGGACGCCCUGGACCAGCGGCUCCUCAGCAUCCUGGCUACAGUGAAGCAGUGCACAGACCAGUUUGGGCCAGAUGUGGUGCUGGUGGAAGACAGGAUGACUCUGUCUCACUUGUAAUUGUAGCGGAACACGGAUGGAAAUCCUUUUUUUAAAAAAACAAACAAACAAAAAAGCGAUAGAAAAACAGCACAAUCAGUUCAGAAGGGCUGUGGCCAAGAUGGACUGACAUGAACAGGAAGGCUCCCGAGCCAGAGGAAUGGAGGUGACAGUGGCUUUUUCUGUGGGCUGGCAGCAGUGAGAGGUGGGAGCUGGGCCCUUGGAUGGCUCAGCACCUGGAAUGGCAUCUUGGCCGUGGUGGCGUGUCCAUUGCCGGCAGUGGGCACUGCACUGGGUGAAAAUGGCUCUUGGUGUUGGUGGGAGUGCGUGGAAUACAGACACUAAUUUGUGAACUGAAUCCAGAGGGGACAAAUGGAGAUGAACAGUACAGUCCUCUCCCCUUCUCUUCCCCCAGGAUACUCUGGCGAGUUUGUCUGAUUCAGGGUUGUACACAAUCAGCUGUGAGCUGGUUGGGCAUUUUACUGCUUCUCUAGAGAACGAGGAAAGGGUGAAUAAAAUAAUUAUUAGACUGAAGAGUUGUGCCACCCCCCCGGGGGUGGGAUGUUCUUCCAAAUGCCAUGAGGGUGGGAGAGGGGACCUCUGCUGCUCACUUGGCUUUUCCUCGAUAAAAGACUGGGAAAGGGGUUUGCCUCAUAUGUGAUAAUGCUUCAGUGUUUUGGCUGAAGUCCUAUCAAAGAUUUAUCCACAGGGUUGGAGAUUUAGGAGAGGACAGGGUGGUUAUACAGCACUUGAUAAUUAAGGGGUUAUCAUAAGUUUCCAUGUGUCCUGUCACUGUUUUUUAAGGAAUCUGGCAAGGUCUGAGUGGAGAAAAUAUCCUUGCUGUCCUGUGUCCGUAUUAAAACCCGAACUUCCAUUCUGUUGUAGCUGAGGAGGAGGACAGGAUCUGUCCUUGGAAGCAGGUUCUGCGUAGCAAGGUCAUGCCGCUUACUGUGAGCCCUGUGGUAUGUGGGGCCUCUGGGCAUGUUGGGCUGAGGAAAGAGGUGUUUGCUGGGCUUCCCGAGUUACCAGAAGUAACCUGAAGAGUGGAGAGAGCCCUGAGCUGUGGUGGUUGUUCUCCAUCUCAUCUGAGAGAGCUUCCUGCUGCUCCGUGUGACCACAGCUCAGCGCUGCUGCUCUGUGCAACACCAGCUGCUCGGUCCCACCGUUCACCUGGUCUGGCUGUGGCUGAGCUCAGAAGUUGUGAGCCCUUCCAGAAAGUUUUCUGCCUUCCCAGCAACUGCCACUGCGAUGUUCUGCCUGGGAUGGUCAUCCUGGGGUCCUCACUGAUGGUUUUGCUGUAGGUAGGGAAGAGUUGGUGCAGGUUGGCUUUCCAGGGCAGGCUUGCAGCACUCGUCUUGUGCCAGUCCUGUCAUCCUUCAGCACUUCAGCCUGUGCUGCCCAUGAGCUUGUGGCCAUAGAACCUGUCACCUUGGGAUAAGAAUCUGUGUCUCCAGAAGGAAAGCAGCUUUGUCGCUGUUUCCAAAUUGAACAGCUUUGCGUCGGUGCUCAGUUCAGCCAAAUGGUCCUUAAUGUAAGGAGAGAGCUCCCUUCCCAAAGUGAUUAUGGAUUACUGGAUUUGUGAGCAAGGGCAGCAAAAUGUCAGUUAAAGCCCUUUUCCUUGAUUUGUCUGUCAGGAUCUCUUUAGCUCUGCAGUGUGGUGGGCAAGGAGAGAGCUGUUUCCUGUUCUUGCACCCAGGCCACACCUGAUCCAAGAACGUCAGGGAGAGAGUUUAUCUGAAAAAUUCAGGUUUAUUUUGUUAAAGUCUUUUUCUUCCUUCAUGAGCAGAGUAUCUUGAAAGCAGAACGUAACUGUUUACCUGAGACUGAAUUUUAUGUUCUUCUGUCUCUCUUCUGGACUUGGACACAUCACAGACCUGCCCCAGAGGUGAUGGGAUGGAGAUAUUUGACUCUGGAGUUAUUUAUUGGAGUUACUAGUCAGGAGGGUAAUGCACAGCCAGCUCUGAGGACACUGGUGAGAAGCUUGUGCCUCUUUAUCAUUGUACUUGACAACAGAACACGCUGUGGAAGCUGUGGGUGGUGCCUUAGAGGUGCCCAUGGGGCAGGAGCGAGUGCUGGCAUCAGCUGUUCCCCAGGAAAUUUCAGAUGAUUUACCCACAGGGGAGAUGGUGAAGCACAUGGUGGUGGCUUGUAGCAUUUCUAAAAGCUUGUUCUUCUCUUUGAGCUUAAUCGUGAGCUCUUAGUAUUUUGGGAAGGAUCUACCAAAAUUUGAAGUUUUGAUUUCUAUGUGAUCACUCUUGAUAUAAUAAUGGAUUCAAAAAUUGAUUUAAUAAUGGAUUCAGAAAAAGGUCUUUCUGUCUUUGAGAUUAAAUUGGUUGAGAAUUUACGUAUUGCUCUAAGUUGAAACUUUUGCUGUCAAAUGGAACAUGGGGAUAAGUUUUUCCCCAGUAUGAAUGUCAAAGAUUUAAAGCAGGGUAUUGGUUUAUUUUGGUUUACUUGUGAACAAAGGGCGUGAAGUCCGGCAUCGUCAGUAGGAGGAAGCAAGAAAUGGUUGGGUUUUUUGGGUUUGCUUUUUUCUUUGUGAUAUUGAUGCUUCUGGUUGCUGUAAACACUCCUGGAGGUUGGUGUUCUGCAGCAGGAAAGAAGAAUAAAUUCCUCCCUUAGCCAAAAUCAGGGAGAUGUGAUUUUGGCCUUGCGAUAAUUUCUGCCCUUUGGGCAGCUGUCGCUGUUUUGCUUGAAUACAGAACCCUGAGAAAUUUUAGAUUGUAACCAUUGGAAGGGAAAUGAGGAGCAGCAUCCAGGUGCCAACAGGGUCUGCUUGAAUCUCUGACAAACAACAUGGUUUGUGAGGCAGGUGCUGUGCUCUGUCAGUGAGGUUUUCAUGACACCUUCUGAUCCUUGUUCGCUGUGCACGCUGUCAUCCGCUGGCCCCAGAUGUUACACAGUGGCUGUGUUGUGGAGAUUGGUGAUACCAGAGCGCCUGAAGCACAGAAAUCAAGAACUAAUUAAAGAGAGAGCACCAUCAGCCAUCUGCUAUUCACCUCCUCCCGCCUGAGUCAGCCGUGGGGUGGAGGAGACACUCGAGCCGGCUCCUCUUCCAGCAGCUGACGAACUGGAGUGUGUCUUGCCAAACAAACUUCAACUGAAAAAUACUAAUUUAUUAAGAAGGUAAUUUAUUUGCUGCGGCAGCUGGAGCAAGAUGCUGGAAACAGACACCCCUGUCGGAGCUGUCAGAGGAUGCCCCUGGGAGCUGCUGCACAAAUGGAGGUUGCUAAUGAGCAAACAGAACGUUAUCAUGACUUUCUACUUGUAUCCCCCGGGGUCAGAUCCCACAUAAAGCAACAUUGUGUGAAUAAAGAUUUUAAUAAAGCA